CCGACUCCCAACCCAGAAUGCAUUUUGACAACCUCUUUGAAAAAGCGGCGCGGCUCAUGCAAGAUGGCGGAGAUGGACCAGCUGCUGGACGAGAGCUCCUCGGCAGAAGCACUUGUCAGUCUAAAAGAAGGAAGUUUGUCCAACACUCUGAAUGAAAAGAAUGCCUUCCCAAGAGCUCACAACACCAGGGGACGCCAGUCCACCCUCACCAUGGAAACGCCCACCCGGGGCUCCAAGAGGAGUCGGUACGAGGAUGAUUAUGCACCGCAGCGUCCCCCGUCCAGAUCACCGCGAAGGAGCCAGAGGGUCAGCACCACACCACAGAAGUUUUCCAGUGUGGUGACCCCUGACAAGAAGUCAUCGCAGAGAAUAGGAUUGCGAUUAAGAAACCUCCUCAAGCUGCCCAAAGCUCACAAGUGGUGCAUCUACGAAUGGUUCUAUUCCAAUAUCGACAGGCCUCUUUUUGAGGGCGACAAUGAGUUCUGUCUGUGUCUGAAGGAAUCUUUCCCCACCUUGAAAACCAGGAAGUUGACGCGAGUGGAAUGGGGGACCAUCCGGAGACUGAUGGGGAAACCCAGACGGUGCUCGUCGGCGUUCUUUGCCGAGGAGCGGACGGCGCUGCGGCAGAAAAGACAGAAGAUGCGCUUACUGCAGCACAGAAAACUAUCGGACGUGUCUAACUGCAAAGACCUUCCUGAUGAAAUUCCGCUUCCUCUCAUCAUUGGAACCAAAGUCACUGCUCGACUGCGAGGCCAACACGACGGCUUGUUCACGGGGCAGAUCGACGCAGUGGACACUAGCGCGGCCACUUACCGCGUCACCUUUGACCGCAAUGGCCUGGGAACACACAACGUGCCUGACUACGAAGUUCUGAGCAACGAGCCCAACGAGACGAUGCCCAUUUCAGCCUUCGCCCAGAAGCACCGGACGACGCGCUACAUGCAGAACCUAAUGACUCCACCUCGAGGUCCCUACCCGUCCGCCACCACUCCCGUCCUCAUGGACCACCAUGACCCACUCAUCAACCAGUCACCAUGGAGGACCAGUCUGCCCGCUGCAGACGGAGACACCCUCGGAGGGUUUCCUGUCAAGUUCCUGGUCCAAGUGACAAGGUUGUCGAAGAUCCUGAUGAUCAAGAAAGAGCACAUCAAGCACUUGAAAGAAAUGAACACCGAAGCGGAGAAGAUGAAAUCGUACGCCUUGCCCAUUGAGCUGGACUUCCAGAAGCGCUACGCGUCCACUGUGCUCGAGCUGGAGCAGCUCAACAAGGAUCUCAGCAAAGUCCUACAUGAAGUGCAGCAGUUCUGUUGCGAGCUCUCUCCAGACCAGGGUGCGCUUCCCGCCGACCACCCGGCGGACCUGCGACGGCACUGCGAGGACGAGGCCCAGCAGAUGGUGCACCUGAGCGACUCCUCCAAGGACGGCCAGCAGAGCGUGACCAACGGCAGCCUCACGCACCUCGUCUCGCGCCUCACGGCUCUGCUGCUGCAGAUCAAGUGUCUGGCAGACGGCGGAGACCUGAAUUCAUUUGAGUUCAAAUCUCUCACAGAGUCCCUCAAUGACAUCAAAGCAUCCAUCGAUCCCUCUAACCUCAGUUGCUUCCAGAACAACGUCGAGAUCCACGUGGCGCACAUCCAGAGCGGCCUGAGUCAGCUCGGCAACCUGCACGUAUUUUCGGCCAACAACACCAACGCGGUGUGAGCAGGGUUACACAUGUACACCGCUAGUAACCCUCGCGAAAGGACACCUCGAAUCUUCCUUUUAUCACCCUCCGGUUUUAUCUUACGGAAGGAAACACUCAAAUGUAUCUCCACGUUGUUCGCUGGCUCCUCGUGCCAAAAGUUGAUUCUUAGAAUUGUUAUGUAUUUAUUUAUUUCAGAAAAAAAGGUGUUUUGCCCGUUUUGGCUUUGUUCCGAGCGCAGGCUAACGAAUGUUUUAUGAAAUUGUAGAUAUUUGUACAAUAUCUGUGAAAUUAUUCCUACUGUUGGCUUUUUGUAAUUUUUCUGUGCACUCAAAAGAGACUUUGAUAUUUUUUUAAAAGGAGAAUUCUUCAGCAGGGAGUUUAAAAACGCCUUUUACCCCUGGGGAAUCAAAAAAAAAAAAACAAA
Hippocampus comes (tiger tail seahorse) is the source of this 2108-nucleotide messenger RNA. RefSeq names its product lin-9 DREAM MuvB core complex component (gene lin9). Bases 64 to 1701 code for a protein of 545 amino acids. Gene Ontology annotation, biological process: reproductive process; DNA-templated transcription; regulation of transcription by RNA polymerase II. The transcript has 15 exons. Gene Ontology annotation, molecular function: DNA binding. Gene Ontology annotation, cellular component: transcription repressor complex; nucleoplasm. Lineage: Eukaryota; Metazoa; Chordata; Actinopteri; Syngnathiformes; Syngnathidae. The record is from RefSeq and is a predicted model, not a curated record.